Molecule: messenger RNA, 3051 nt
Organism: Mercurialis annua (annual mercury)
Lineage: Eukaryota; Viridiplantae; Streptophyta; Magnoliopsida; Malpighiales; Euphorbiaceae
Product: receptor-like protein 7
Exons: 1
Coding region: 1-3051 (1016 amino acids)
Molecular function (GO): protein binding
Source: RefSeq, a predicted model, not a curated record
AUGGAGUUAUCUUCGAAUUACGCGAUAUUCUUUUUCAUACUAUAUAAUUUGGCAAUAUUUUUACCGUUGUUUUCUUCGUCUAUAAAGCUCCGUUGCCACGACGACGAGAGGUCUGCAUUGCUGCAAUUCAGAGAUAGUUUUUUGAGUACCAACAGUUGUUUUUCCAAUUCUGAUUAUUCAAAAGUUGAGUCAUGGAAAUUGGUCAGAUCAGGUGAUUGCUGUUUAUGGGAAGGUGCAGGGUGUGAGAAUAAAACUGAUCAUGUCAUUAGCUUGGAUCUUAGUAACAGUUGCAUAUCUGCUUCUAUCAACUCCAACUCUACCCUCUUCGCCCUCGUUCACCUUCGAACACUUAACUUAGCCUGUAAUAACUUUCAAUCGUCGGAAAUUCCAUCGCGAAUAGGCGAGCUCUCGAGUCUAACUUAUGUCAACCUCUCGUAUUCAUACUUUUCUGGCCAAAUCCCACCACAGCUCUCGAAUCUGUUUGACUUGGUUUCUCUCGACCUAUCUAAUAACUAUGAGCUAAACCUCCAAAAGCCUAGUUUCGGAGAUAUUGUUCGACAGUUGACCGAUUUGAAGGAACUUCAUCUCUCAACUGUGAACAUUGAUUCAAGUGUUCCGGAGCUCCUGUCGAAUUUUUCGUCUUUAGAAUCUCUCCUUCUUGAUUCUUGUGGUUUGACAGGUGAAUUUCCUGUUGCUAUCUUCCAACUCCCGAAUCUGAAAAUACUUGAUCUGACUAUCAACCCGUAUCUUAAAAUUGACUUGCCGAAUUUCCAGUUCGGGAAACCACUAAAGUCAUUAAAGCUUUCCGGAACAAAUUCCCUUUCCGAGAGGAAUUCUACUGCACAUAUACCUGUUUCAAUUGGAAACCUUAUCUACUUGGAAGAACUAGAGUUAUCCGACUGUAAUUUCAUCCCCUCCUCCGUUGAAAACCUUGUCCAUUUGAAAAAUCUCGACAUCACAGAUUGCGUCUUCACCGAUCAGAUUCCGCCCUCAUUCAGUAAUUUUACCAAGCUUGUGUAUUUGGACCUCUCCUAUAAUCACUUCAACAUUCACACUUCUUCAUUCGCUUGGAUCGGUAAGCUCCCCAAGCUCACUCAAUUGUUCUUGAACAGAAUCAACAUGAAAGGUGAGAUCCCAUCUUGGCUCAUGAACCUCACUCAACUUUCUCAUCUUAAUAUGUAUGAUAGUCAACUCACUGGUCCAAUCCCAUCAAUCCUUAUGAACCUCACCCAACUUAAGGUCAUAGAUUUAUCAUCCAACCAAUUAUCUGGACAAUUUUCCUUUCAGAUUAGCCAUCUUGCAUUGUUAUCACAGUUGGAUCUUUCAUUUAACAAAUUGGAAGGCCAAAUUCCGACCAAUUUAUCUAACCUCGACAAUCUUGAAAUGCUUGACCUUAGUUCAAAUAAGUUGAGUGGUACAUUGGAGUUUUCUGUAUUCUCCCAGCUAAAAAACUUGCACACUUUGUCUUUAUCAAAUAAUUACAAUUUAUCAUUGAUCACCAAAACUCAGUCAAACGUCAGCUUCCAAAAUAUAAAUCUCUUAGGAUUGGGAUCCUGCAAUUUAUCCGAGUUCCCUAGCUUCUUACAUAACCGAUUAGAUUGGUUGACAUUUCUAGACCUUUCCUCCAACAAUAUUCACGGCCAAAUCCCCUUCUGGGCGGGUCUAAAAUCCUUGGAAAAUUUGAAUCUUUCGCAUAAUCAUUUAACUGGUUUUGAUAAUGAUUCAAAUAUACUUCAAUGGGAUCAACUACGUACUCUAGACCUUCGGUAUAAUAUGCUGCAAGGAUCUCUUCCUAUGCCUCCAACGUCAACUUCUUUCUAUCUAGUUUCUCGCAACAAAAUGUCGGGUGAAAUCUCACCUUCGAUUUGCAAUUUAAAUUCCCUUGUAAUGCUUGAUUUGUCCUUCAACAAUUUUAGCGGCGAGCUUCCCCGGUGUCUAGGAUAUCUGAGUGAUUCCUUAAAACUGUUGGAUCUCAAAAAGAAUAGCUUUCAGGGAAUCAUUCCGUCAAUGUGGAGAAAUGGAUUUAAGAUAAAAAUGAUUAGCAUGAGCCACAAUCAAUUACAAGGUCCACUACCAAGAUCCUUACUGAAUUGUUCAUCGUUGGAGAUGGUUGAUUUUGGCAGAAAUCAAAUUAUUGAUGCUUUUCCUUCUUGGUUAGGCAGUCUUCCCGAUUUGAGAAUUCUGAUUUUAAGGUCUAAUGGUUUUUACGGGACAAUGGAAAAUUUAGUUGCAACUGGAUUCACCAACCUCCGAGUCAUCGACUUGUCCAAUAAUCAUUUCAGCGGAAAGAUUCCGUCAGAAUUCCUUCAGAUUUGGAAUGUCAUGAAAGUCAGAAACACAAGCCACAUGACAUACAUGCAGGAUAAUAUGCGCCCAAAUUCUUCUUUUGUUUAUUCUUAUUUUGGGUUCUAUGAUUACUCAAUGACAUUGUAUAACAAAGGCUUGGAAUUGAAUUAUAUGAAGAUUCCUGAUAUACUGGUGGCCAUUGAUUUCUCCAACAAUAAAUUCCAAGGAGAGAUUCCGGAUAUUAUGAGAAAUCUUAAAGGCCUUCAAUUGCUAAACCUGUCGAGAAACAUUCUUCAAGGUCCCAUACCAUCUUCUCUAGCAGAUUUGACAGCCCUGGAAUGUUUGGAUCUUUCUCAGAACCAGCUCUCAGGACAGAUUCCGACAAAGCUGACAGAAAUCACUGCUCUUUCGUCAUUCGAUGUGUCGUUCAACCAACUUUCAGGGCCUAUACCACAAGGAAAUCAAUUUUGUACUUUUGAAGAGAGUUCAUAUGAAGGAAAUCCAGGGUUGUGGGUGGAAACUUGGACGAAGCAAUGUGGAAAUGCUAGAUCAACGCCGGUGGUAGUUCCUCCGACAUUUAUGGAAGAUGAAGAUUCUGAAUCUGCAGAGGGAGUUAAUUGGUUGGUCGUUUUAAUGGGGUAUGCAAGUGGACUUGUAGUUGGAGUGGUUGCUGGGAACAUGUUCAUCAGAAGAAAACAAGAUUGGUUUUCCAAUAAGUUUGGAAGGAAACAAUGGAGGCGGCCAAUCAGACCGAGGAGAAACUAA